Drosophila kikkawai is the source of this 1599-nucleotide messenger RNA. RefSeq names its product DNA primase small subunit (gene Prim1). Gene Ontology annotation, biological process: DNA replication, synthesis of primer. The record is from RefSeq and is a predicted model, not a curated record. Lineage: Eukaryota; Metazoa; Arthropoda; Insecta; Diptera; Drosophilidae. Gene Ontology annotation, cellular component: alpha DNA polymerase:primase complex.
AGAGUAGUGUUGGUAGUGGUCACAAAACAGUUGUUAUUUACAGGCACGGUGCGAAGUGGUGUGCGACGAAAAACUCAACUUUAUCCUUCAACAAACAUAAUUAAAAAGCAAAAAGUAUUUAAAGUGGAGCAUUACUUACUCCAGAAGGUUGAAAAACUGCCAGUCUAUUCAAAACAUUCCUGACAAGCCCAAAAAUCACUAAAAAUGCCCGAGGAAAUCGUAGAUCAGGAGAACCAGGCUCCCCAGCAGCAAGUGCAGGCAACCGCAGUUCCAGAAUAUAAUCGGGAAAUGCUGAUGGACAUGCUGCCCGUUUACUACAGGCGCCUCUUUCCCCACAUGCCCUUCUACCGCUGGCUCUCCUAUGGACUGACUGAGGACGGCAUCUUCUGCAACCGUGAGAUUUCGUUCACCCUCCACGACGAUAUCUACUUGAGAUACCUGUGCUUUGAGAGCCAGGCGGAGUUCGAGAAGGAGAUUUGCUUGAAGCUCCCCGUCAAAAUGGACAUUGGACCCGUGAUGCACACCAGACCCAAGAAUAUUCGCACUGUUCCGGGUGGACUGAAUCCAGUUCAGCGCGAACUGGUCUUCGAUAUCGAUAUGACGGACUACGAUCCGGUGCGCACCUGCUGCUCCGAGGCGGAAGUGUGCCAGAAGUGCUGGAAGUUCAUGGUGCUGGCCGCCAGGAUUCUGGAUGUUGCGUUGCGCGAGGACUUUGGCUUUGAGCACAUACUCUGGGUCUUCUCCGGGCGGAGAGGCAUCCAUUGCUGGGUCUGCGAUCACCAGGCUAGACAUCUCGAUGGACGUGGCCGCUACGCCGUGGCGGAGUAUCUCAACCCCAUCUCCUAUGUGAGUUUCGGAGGUAAAAACUCGCCCAGAUGCCCGAUGGGGGAUCGGACGCACCACAGCCUAAAGCGAGCCCUCAAGAUCGCGGAGCCCCUGUUCGAGGAGAUCAUCCUGGAGGAUCAGAAUCUCUUUGGCACGCCCAAAGGAGUUACCAAGCUACUCCAAAUGAUUCCCGACGAUGCAGCCCGCGGCGAGCUAGAAUCCUACUUGCAAAAGAGCCUGGAGGACGGCGCCCACUCGCGGCUCGUUUGGGAGAGCUUUCUCAAGUACUCAAACUCCAUGAAGACCGCCACGGCCAGUGCCUGGAGCCGAAAGCUCAAGAACAUAGUCCAGGAAGUGCAGCUCGGACUGCUAUAUCCACGACUGGACAUCAAUGUCACCCGGGGUUUCAACCAUUUGCUGAAAGCCCCAUUCUGCAUUCAUCCCUCCACCGGCAAGGUCUGCGUCCCCUUUAGCGUUAGCGCUGUGGCCAAGUUCGAUCCCACUACGGUGCCCACCAUCACCCAGCUGCUCCACGAGAUCAAUGCCUUUGACGACAAGAGCAAGAGCUACAUGGAGGCGCCGGAGGACAAGAGCCGGAUCAAAGACCACAAGAAGACCAGCAUGUUCAAGGGCGUGGUGGUCUUUGAAGAGUUCCUGCGCAAGCUAGAGCGCAGCCACAAAGCUGCCAGUCUGCAGUUUUGAUUACCUUUUUAAAUUAAUGUUUAAAGUAAGAAUUAUAAUUUUAAGAAGUGAAAAUAAAUAUAAAUAUUGUCA